AUGACCUGCGAGAAUGGCAUGCAUGGUCUAUAUCAAUAUGUCGAUGACAUAGACAUUGUUGGUCGCACUGUCGUCCAUAUUGCACACUACCCUACAGGUUACCAGAAAAUCUGCAGCAGCAACCUGGCAGAUUUCUCCGAUAUCUUUAGUGUAUCGGGCCAGGAGGCCUCAACCAUCCCGCAGUCGUGGAUUGGCUCUGAGUCUGCCUAUAUCAAUGUACCGGGCCCAAGCAGCGCCGUUGGAUUACAAGCAGUCAUGCCUGCCAAUCCUCCAACAAAACGUGUUGUAGGUCGUAGUCUCCACAGGAUCAUGAUGGCGUGCCCCCAGUGGCGGUACCCGCUUGCCUACCUUUGGGUAUUCAUCAGGAUUGCAAUGUGCUCCAGUGGCACGCAAAACCCACACCUGCUCACUAGCCAACGCGCUCAAAGGCAGCAGGUAAUCGACCAACUCUGGCCCAUUAGUCUGACAAAGACGAAUGUCGCUCCUUCGUCCUUGGAAACUGUUCUUUCUAAAACUAACAAGAAGCCUAUUUCUGAACACGAGAUAUUGGGCCUUACUUCUGCAUGGUUUUCGCAGUUUUUUUAUGAUGUGAGACGCACGCUGGGCUACAUCAUCGAUGACUCUCAUGCUGGCCUGGGUUUCGGCGAUGGUGUGUUUGGCGAUGUUCUGAUGGACAAAAUCCUGGAUGCCCUGCAGAUGUUCCUAAGACCACAUGCGCACCUUCUCCCUCUUGCAAUGGCCAAGGAGAACAUGUGCGGUGUUCGAUUGACCAUUGCUGAUCUUGAGUCUGUGAUGUUUAAGCAUGCUCCACACCCCCCAUGGGAGACAACAGUGUUCCUCAGGUCGUCUUUAUAUCAGGUUUUACUACAAAGACUUGUCAACAGCUCAAGCGAUCCCAUUUCCCUGGCAGAUUAUCCGACACCCAGCCAGAUUUUCAUGGAAUUGAAAGAGACAGGUCCUAUGCUCUUCCAACAGCAUGAUGAUCCCGACAUCCAGCCAUUCAGGCAGGCUCUGAGGAGCUUAUGUGUAAUAACCGAGACUGACGUCCUUCAUAUUACCCGCCCAAGCAACCAGCCUUCUGUGCUGCGUGUGUAG
Molecule: messenger RNA, 1095 nt
Organism: Suillus discolor
Lineage: Eukaryota; Fungi; Basidiomycota; Agaricomycetes; Boletales; Suillaceae
Exons: 7
Coding region: 1-1095 (364 amino acids)
Source: RefSeq, a predicted model, not a curated record